This is a messenger RNA of Lontra canadensis (Northern American river otter), 1058 nucleotides long. It is a transcript of the gene TMEM182, whose product is annotated as transmembrane protein 182. The record is from RefSeq and is a predicted model, not a curated record. Gene Ontology annotation, cellular component: membrane. The coding region runs from base 200 to 889 and encodes 229 amino acids. NCBI's taxonomy places the organism in Eukaryota, Metazoa, Chordata, Mammalia, Carnivora, Mustelidae. The transcript is spliced from 5 exons.
AAGGGAACACAAAUCCACCCACAGUGUGUAAGUGAGAAGCCACAACAACAUGAGCUAGGAGAGGCUUCUCAAGAAGAUCCUGCUUACUCAAAAAAUCUUUCUUCUUCUUUUCUUUUGUUUUCUCUUUUUAAUUGAGAAGCUAAGUGUUUGUCAUUUUUAAAUUUCUUAUUUUAUUUAAAGGGAAACCAGUGCCUUGAAAAUGAGACUAAAUAUUGCCAUCUUCUUUGGGGCUCUCUUUGGUGCUUUGGGGGUUUUACUCUUUUUGGUGGCCUUUGGAUCGGAUUAUUGGCUUCUUGCAACUGAAGUGGGGAAGUGUUCAGGUGAACAGAAUAUAGAGAACAUCACUUUCCACCAUGAAGGAUUCUUCUGGAGAUGUUGGUUUAAUGGGAUUGUGGAAGAGAAUGAUUCCAGUAUCUGGAAGUUCUGGUACACCAAUCAGCCAGCAUCCAAGAACUGCGCACAUGCUUACCUGUCGCCAUAUCCCUUUAUGAGGGGAGAACACAACUCAACCUCCUAUGAUUCUGCUAUUAUUUACCGUGGUUUCUGGGCAGUCCUGAUGCUUCUGGGGGUCGUCACCGUGGUGACUGCAAGCUUUCUGAUCAUCUGUGCAGCUCCCUUUGCAAGCCACGUUCUCUAUAAAGCCGGUGGAGGUGGUUACCUUGCUGCAGGCAUCCUGUUUUCCCUGGUGGUGAUGCUAUAUGUCAUCUGGAUCCAGGCAGUGGCUGACAUGGAAGACUACAAAAACAUGAAAAUGAGAGACUGCUUGGAGUUCACCCCUUCUGUUGUCUAUGGCUGGUCAUUUUUCCUGGCCCCGGCAGGGAUAUUUUUUUCUUUGCUAGCUGGAUUACUGUUUCUAGUUAUUGGGCGGCAUAUACAGAUACAUCACUAAUCAAAUCAUUGCCACCAGCAUUUUCUUGAGAGAUUUUAGAACAGAGCAUUUCUUUUUCAUUUUGUUUUGGUGAUCCCAGCAUAGAAUUAGUUGUUGAGCUGGUAUUUGAAUUUUGCUUUUACAUUUUACUUGUGAUUUCCUCUAAUAGGAAGGUCCUAGAAUAUUUCCA